Messenger RNA from Cyprinus carpio (common carp), 385 nucleotides. RefSeq names its product cytoplasmic polyadenylation element-binding protein 1-like. Gene Ontology annotation, cellular component: cytoplasm; neuron projection; nucleus. The coding region runs from base 56 to 385 and encodes 109 amino acids. The transcript has 2 exons. Gene Ontology annotation, biological process: negative regulation of cytoplasmic translation. The record is from RefSeq and is a predicted model, not a curated record. Gene Ontology annotation, molecular function: ribosome binding; mRNA 3'-UTR binding; mRNA regulatory element binding translation repressor activity. Lineage: Eukaryota; Metazoa; Chordata; Actinopteri; Cypriniformes; Cyprinidae.
UCUCUCUUGCUUUUUGCAGUCUUCUUUGAGGAUCUCGCCGUCUGUGCCCUUCCUUAUGUCCAGUAUGCAAAGGGAUCCUCUCAAGCUAGCUCUGGGCUCUCGUAUGGACCACAGCAGCUCACCUCUUACCCCACCACCCAGUGCCACCCCAAGUGGUGGUCUGUCCCACCGCUGGCCUGGUGCCUCCAUCUGGCCCAACUGGGACCUAAUGAAGACCCCUGAGAGCCCAUUCAGCAUUGAAAGAGAGGCCUGGCUUCACAGACAGGCAGCCUCAAUCAAUGAAGCUACCCUUUACAUGGAGUGGAAAAGUUGCCCCCAGACACUACCAAAAUCCCAUUUACUCCUGCAAGGUCUUUUUAGGGGGAGUUCCCUGGGACAUCACUGA